AUGUCUAACGACCAAGUACAAGAUGGCUCCGAGGCAUCAUCUUUCAUAGAAACCAAUGAAAAAUGGAAUCACCCGCGCUCCAACAUUCUCAAGACUCUGGCCACAUUCUGGAGCUUCCUUGUGAUGGGCGCAAAUGACUCCGCAUACGGCCUCGAAACAUACUACAAUGUCUCAUAUACAAUCGUCUCGCUGUUAUUCUUAUCCCCCGCUGUCGGAUACAUCACUGCGGCGAUUGUCAACGAGCGAGCCCACUGUGCUAUAGGACGUCGGGGCGUGGCAUUUGUGUCAUCUGCCUGUCAUGUCAUAGCAUACAUCCUGAACUGCAUUCACCCACCAUAUCCGGUCCUGGUCGUUGCUUUCAUCUUUGCAGGCCUUGGAAAUGGACUUGCAGACUCGGCAUGGAAUGCUUGGAUCGGUAAUUUGGACAACGCUAACCAGUUACUUGGCUUGCUCCAUGGCGUCUAUGGAAUAGGAGCAGUGAUCAGUCCUUUGAUUGCAUCGUUUUUGGUGGCUGAUGCUGGAUAUCCUUGGUACUACUUCUACUACAUCAUGAUUGGUGCCGCGGUGAUCGAAUUCUUUUCCACUGUGACAUGCUUCUGGGAUUCUGAUGGUACUUCGUUCCAAGAAUCCAGAAAGCAGGAGCCAGGCCACAUCCCUGAUACUGGCGGCUUGCGCAAGAUACUCUUCACCAUGCCUUCUGCGAGGAUCACUUGGAUCUGCGCCAUUUUCCUUCUAGGGUACGUUGGUAUAGAAGUGGCUGUUGGAGGAUGGAUCGUGUCAUUCAUGAAAGAGGUGAGGCAUGCCGCGCCCUUCGACGCCAGUAUGACUUCUACUGGAUUUUGGCUGGGCAUUGCGGUUGGACGAAUUGUGCUUGGAUUCGUGACCCCAAUGAUUGGGGAGAAAUUAGCGAUCUCGGUCUAUAUUGCACUUGAGAUUGUGUUUUGUAUCAUACUCUACUUGGUGCCCAGCUUCUAUGCCGCGGCAGUUGCUGUAUCUCUUCAGGGCUUCUUUUUGGGACCCUUGUUCCCGGGAGUCGUUGUUGUCACCACAAAGCUCCUUCCGAAGCACCUGCAUGUCAGUGCUAUUGGUUUUGCUGCUGCAUUCGGCGGUGCUGGUGCUGCGGUACUUCCGUUCAUUGUUGGUGUUCUCGCGGAAGCCAAGGGUGUCCAAGUUCUGAUGCCCUUCAUCAUCGCUCUCUCGGGCGCUAUAUUGAUACUCUGGAACUUCCUUCCCAGGAUGCGGAGUCCCCCCAAAACGCAAGCGAGUCGUCCGGCUGCUGUGAGUGGCUAUGGGGCUUGCUAG
Molecule: messenger RNA, 1302 nt
Organism: Penicillium brevicompactum
Lineage: Eukaryota; Fungi; Ascomycota; Eurotiomycetes; Eurotiales; Aspergillaceae
Product: MFS transporter
Exons: 4
Coding region: 1-1302 (433 amino acids)
Biological process (GO): transmembrane transport
Cellular component (GO): membrane
Molecular function (GO): transmembrane transporter activity
Source: RefSeq, a predicted model, not a curated record